Molecule: messenger RNA, 558 nt
Organism: Nematocida homosporus
Lineage: Eukaryota; Fungi; Microsporidia
Exons: 1
Coding region: 1-558 (185 amino acids)
Source: RefSeq, a predicted model, not a curated record
AUGGAAAGAGUCAGGAAGAUUUCAGAGUCAUAUCCACUUUUGAAGCAAAUUGAAAAAGCUUCUAGUGGCCAAGUAAAAGGUGAGCAUUUGUUUAUUGCUAUUGCAGGUGUUCUCUUUAUUAGUCUAUUUUGCAAGUGUAUUGCUAGUCCAAUAACCAAUCUAUUUGCAGUUCUACUGGUGAUUGGCCAGGCAACUGCUAUUAUCACUAGUAAGACUCCAGUUGAACCAGCUCGAGUUAAACACAUUAUUUCUUAUCUACUUACUUUCUCUUUGUUUGUUACAGUUGAUUCUUUAGUACCUUUUGCCCAUCGUAAUGUUCCUUUUUACUAUCAUGUUAAGUUAGUCCUCUUUUACUAUCUAUCGAUAAGGAAUUAUCAAGUAACUGAUUACUUAAAUAGUACUCUUUACUUACAAGUCCAGGAGUUAGUUAGACGGUUAAAUGAGAUUGAUCCAAGUGCGACCAUUAAGGCGGCUAGAACGGCAGCUAGUGAGAAGGUUAAGGACUUGUCUGAGACUGUCAAGGGAGCAGCAGCCAGUAAACCUGCUAAAGAGGAAUAA